AUGCUGUUAUUCUGGUUCAUGGGACUAGGGAUUUUAGUGUUCUCAUCUCUCAUCUACUAUGUAGAUGACCGGGAACAGUUCAAAAGUAUUCCGAGUGGAUUUUGGUGGGCGCUGAUCACCAUGACGACUGUUGGUUAUGGUGAUAUGUAUCCCACUACGACACUAGGAAAGGUCGUUGGUUCGUGUACUGCAAUGGCUGGAGUUCUGAUGAUUGGUUUUACGGUACCGGCUCUUGUAAAUAAUUUCAUGCUCUACUAUAGACAUGUGCAGUUUGCAAUGAAUACUGAAGACACGGAUAAAUUAAGCGAGGAAGGAAAAACAACAAACACCGUUGUUGACAAAGAAAGAAAUGGCGAUAUCGUAAAUGGGAAAUCUGAGAAACAAAAUCAUGACGAGUCGUAUUUGUAGUUAGCACAGAAAUACAUUUUUACAAAACUUAAGAACGGAAAGAAUCCUGAUGUCUAAUUGUUUACACCUAUGAUUUCAGGAGCAAAGAAAAUUUUUAUUGCGUCUAGAUUAAUUUAAUCAAGGCUGUAGACUCCUGGUGACAAUCGACAAAUUACACAUUCUGGACAAAUUACACAUUCUCCGUCUGCGGUUUCGGCUUUCUUCGGAAUUUUACGGAAACCUGUUUGCUAGCUGAGUUACGUUUACGACCGAAAAAUACUGAACUGUCUCACUUGAUCGUAAUCGGACGGAGAUUGCCGAGUGUCGUUACGGGUCCGCUACCUUAAAAAGGAAAACAAAUCUCCGCUUCAUUACAACAUUCGUUUUCAUUUUAAAGUAUUUGCACACGUUUAUACUGUUUUCUGUAAGGGUCAGUGCGUAUUUCCUAUAUAAUCGCGAACUGCGAAGGUUCGAUUGCAAAGCGCGAAGUUUUUACUAUUGUAGCAUCCCGCUUCGCUUUAAACAAGAAUCACACACUGGCCCAAAUGGGAAGCUGUAAUUUUAGGCUUAUGUUGGAAUAUACAUGUAUAUAAGAUUGGAAUAAACAUGUAUAUAAGUUUGGAAUAUAUAUACAUGUAUAUAAGA
Messenger RNA from Mercenaria mercenaria, 1032 nucleotides. Its product is annotated as potassium voltage-gated channel protein Shaw-like. The transcript has a single exon. The record is from RefSeq and is a predicted model, not a curated record. Gene Ontology annotation, cellular component: voltage-gated potassium channel complex. NCBI's taxonomy places the organism in Eukaryota, Metazoa, Mollusca, Bivalvia, Venerida, Veneridae. Gene Ontology annotation, molecular function: voltage-gated potassium channel activity. Bases 1 to 408 code for a protein of 135 amino acids. Gene Ontology annotation, biological process: potassium ion transmembrane transport.